Paramuricea clavata is the source of this 4348-nucleotide messenger RNA. Lineage: Eukaryota; Metazoa; Cnidaria; Anthozoa; Malacalcyonacea; Plexauridae. The record is from the annotation of a GenBank genome assembly.
AUGGAUUCUCGACAAAUUCGUUCACUCCUUGUGUUGUGUGUUUGUCUCCUUUCCAAAUUCGUAUUUGGUGAGUAUUGAAACAGAAAUUCUGAAUUCAUGCUGCUCAGCUGUUUGUCAUCGACAUGUGUUAGUCUAUACCUUAAUUUGGUUCAGGAGAAGUUAAAGCUAGAACAUUUGUUGUUAUUAUUGCUAUACACAUGCAGUAAUAAACAUUGAUAGGAUAUCUGGAUUGACUAUGGAUAUAGUUAAUAGGCCUAGACUAUUCUUCACGCAAUGAUGCAGAUAAACAUAAAAAUGCCACUCGUCCCCAAGGCAAGCCUAAAUGUUGCUCUUAUGAUGUGCCUGUGUCACAGUGACAUGUGCAUCCCCAAGUUUUGUGUAUAUAUAUAGCGUAUCCCCAUCAGUCAUGUCACUAGGGAUAUACCUGUACAGUAGGUAUCCCCAGAAACAAUCCUAUAACCCUAGUUAUAUGAGUAUGGGGAUACAAAAAAUACAGGGAUGCACAUAUAUCAUUGUAGCACCAGACUUAGCCUACAUUUACACUAUACUUGCUAGCUUUCCAUAUAUACCGGCGCAAAAUAGCACCUAGAUCCGGUACAGAAUAUAACAUCUUUCUGGUUGCAAUUAUUGCUCUGAAAAUAGCAUUACUAAAAGGCACGGAUAGGUAUUUUUCAUGUCGCUAUGGAAAUCUAUCCGAUACAGUGUAAACAGCAUUAAUUUCAACAUAUUGUCAUGCCUACAGUUCAACACAAUGCAUGCAACCUCAAUUUGAACCGUCAGCAUAUAUGCAUGGGAAUUAGAGUUGUGUAAGAUGGAGCUUAAUUUUCUCAGCCAACUAGCUGCAUUAGAUCUGGCACAUUAUAAGUUCAGUUUUUGAAUUGAGGUUGUGCUGUGUUGAACUAUAUAUUAGGCAUGAUUAUCUUUGUUGAACUAUAGGCUGGUGUCUAUUAUGAUGGUUUAAUAACAGUCACAAGACCAUUAGGGUUAUAGGGAGAGGGUUGUGACCGGGUCAAGAACAAAGAAAAAAUAAUAUAUUUUCAGCUAAAUUUGUGUGUUAAUAUAAUUAUGUUACUUGCACACUACAUUUUUCUUUAUUCUGGACCCAAAUGACAACCCAGCCUCUUUUGACCGUAACAUGGUGAUAAAAAUAAAAAACAAUGUGCUGUAGGGCAUGGAAAUGUUGUAAACCUGUACAUGGAAUGCAUGCUGGCUGCAUGGCAGCAUGCUGGAGCUGUUGACUGAGUUAAGUCUGUGACACAGGCUAUUAACUGAUGUCAAGUUGUCUUAGUUUCUUAUUAGACUUGAUUCAAGUCAAGUUCUUAACUUAAAGUUACAAUAAUCCAACAUCUUUCUUUGGACAGAAUGAUUUAAUAAUGAAAUAUUACUAAUGAAAAAUACUUUUUAUCUCUGGGGACUAAUACAUAAGAGUGCACUGCACAUCCUCCAAAACAUUACCUUGUUUUGGAGGAUGUGCAGUGCACUCUUAUGUAUUAGUCCCCAGAGAUAAAAAGUAUUUUUCGUUAUAGUAAUAUUUCAUUAUUAAGAAAUAGAAUUUAUAUUAAGAAAUAGAAUUCAUUAUUAAGAAAUAGAAUUUCCUGUACAUGUUAUAUAUUUACUAGCCUAAGGUAGACUGAAGAGUGAACUGUUACAGUGCAAAAUUGUCACACAAUUAGCAGCCUCAUGGUUAUAUUAGCUAUGAUUCUCUGACGUUUAUUGCCAUAUGAUGACAGUGACCACAGUGGUGUAUAACGUCCUUCAGAAAUGGCAGUGAUCCUUUCUAUUUGUUGUUUCUGUCAACUAAGUCACAGCAGCGAAUCUUGUUAAGAUUUUUGGCUCUGAGAGCUACUGGUAUGUACUUUUGUCAUGACAUGUUGUCAGUGGUAAAUUUUAAAUUUGAAGCAGUUAUUAUGAAGGGAAUUUUUAUGAUUUUGGUCUUUUUGGAAGACGUUUUGGAAUUUUGAUCACCAUUUCCAGGAGUCAUACUUAUUUCCAUAGUAGGAUUUCGAAACCAUUUCGAGCUAUGACUAUGUGUAACGCAAAAACAUGUUGUACUGUCCUUGUGUACUGUAUAUAGUGACUCCUGAAUUUAGAUUUAGCUCGUCGAAAUGGAAGCAGACAAUUAAGCACUAGCCCAUUGAAACAAUUGUAUGGAAAUAUUGCCUCAAAAUAAAGAACGUUUUAGAAGGUCGAAGGCUGAGGCACUUUAUACGAUUCAGGAGAGUACUAUACAUUUACCACAAAAUUGUAGCAACGAAAGCGCGCCAAAACAAUAACAACUGCUCUUGCGUGACAAGUUUGUACAGCUGCAAUUUCAGUCUAACCGGUGGCAGUGUCUCAGCGGGUAGUCCCCCUCCCCCCACACUGAUAAUUAUAUUUCCACCAAUGGCAAUACGUUAUGAACGAAAAAUGCUCUCAUCUAUAAGGAUUUUUUAAUCUUUUUGUCAAAUUCUGCUACAUAGUCAUUCUGAAUUUUGAAGGAUAUAUAACGCACCGUUAUGAAGUGAAUAUUAUGUAGUGUACUAUAAAGGGAACACUACAGGCGGCGACUCUGACUGUGUUUAGGUUAAUAUAGCCACCUGAAAGGAACGCAUUUUUUAUUAAGUCAUCACUCACCUGUUUAAAUUAUCAGGCCUUUGGCUUUCCUAUAUAUUUGUGAGACUGAGUUACGGAUCGCUCAAUCACAUAGGCGAGUAAGAGAACAAAAUCGCAAAAAUAUCUCGCCAAAUUAAACUUCCAAGACAUUCCUUUGUUUUCAAUAAUAGUAGGAUUAAUGCAACAAUGAAAAGGAUUGGAUAUUACUUAUAUCAUUUUGUAUUACAAAUGGGAAAUUGAUAUAUCAAUUUCCCGUUAUAAUGCAAAAUGACUGAAAAACGGCAAACUUCGCAAGGCUAUAUUCAUCCGCAUUUUACAACAUUUCGCAACGAAACUUCGGAAUAUUACUAAUUUUGUGAUGCUCUUUCAAGCUGUGAUGAAAUUUUCGUCCAGACUUGUCUAGAUCAAAAUUUCACUCAAAAGGGGAAAGGUCUAUUGGAUGCAAAAGUCAAAGCCCCAUUUGGCGGCAAUUUUUACUGCGAUUUUAGGUUCGAUUUUCAUCUUUUGAUAGACGUGAACGAGUGGGUGAGUUGUGAAUGUUUAGAAGAGCUAGCGUACAUCAGUGGUACAUGUGUACUCAGAACGUUCAUAAAUCAUCUACUCGUCCCACUAGAGUAAACGGACCUUAAGCCCUGGGCAAACUAGGAAACAUUGUUGCGGAAACAUUGUUUCCUGCCAAUGUUGCGCCAUGUUUCCAAGAGUGGGCAAACACUAGGAAACAUUAGUGAGAAACAUAAGGAAACAUCAAAUGUUUCUGAAUUGAUGAUUCCCCUUAUUACGUUUUCGUAGCGCUUUGCAUUGUGGUUAUAGUGGUAUCACUGAUAAAGAUAGCGGCCUCCAAUGAAAAUAUUGAAUGUUUUCGCGAAUAGUUUGCUGUUGGCUAUCGUGCACCUGACCCUAGCUUUUUUAAAAGUUCUUGCACGAGUCAGGACAAAGAUAAGCCAUCUUGAAUAUCAGUGAUACCACUAUAACCACAAUGCAAAGCGCUACGAAAACGUAUUAUAUAAUAACUACAGUGAAACACGCAAUUUGAUUGGUCAAUAGCCGUGCAGGAUCAGGCUAUCCUGCACGAGGAUUCGAGGAAUUAUAAUGCCUUCGCGGGAUUUUCGCUGGAUUCACAAAAUGUCAUUGUUUCACUGUAGUUAUUCUAUAAAACAAUUACCAAAUGGUUUUCCAAGCAGGAUAGCGUGAUCCACGCACUUGGGAUGUUGCUCGACUUUCGGAAAGCGUAAAAAUACACUCGCCUGCGGCUCGAGUAUUUUUACGCUUUCCGAAAGUCUCGCGACAUCCCUCGUGCAUGCAUCACACAAUCCUGCACGGAAAACCAUUCGGUAUGCCUUUAAUAAGGGGAAUCAUCAAUUCGUUAGGAAAAAUAUUUGUUUCUCGGGAAGCAAAUUUUGUUUCCGCAACAAUGUUUCCACGGGUGAGCAAACAGGGAAACAUUUGAGGAAACAUCGAGGUCACAAAUGUUUCCACAACAAUGUUUCCUAGUUUGCCCAGGGCUUUACUAUUGCCUGAACAUAUUAUUCAGCAUUGAAAAACAAUAUUUUUUGUUUUGUAUUAUUUAAAAGGAGGUGAGAAAGUACGUCUUAGUGAUGUGCAGGUGUUGACGCUACAUCAAGGUAAAAUGACAACAGGAAGAAGAAGUAGUCCUGUUCUUCAGUUAAGAUGCGCUGGUGGAUCAGCAGGUUGUUCAGCUUUUGUUCCAGAAGUUGUACAGUGUUAUAACAGAGGCUCUGAUGGUUUUGACGCUCAG